Molecule: messenger RNA, 570 nt
Organism: Debaryomyces tyrocola
Lineage: Eukaryota; Fungi; Ascomycota; Pichiomycetes; Serinales; Debaryomycetaceae
Source: the annotation of a GenBank genome assembly
AUGAUCUAUGCAUUUGUGAUGCAAGAAAGAGACCUAAAAAGAAGUAAAAAGUAUAAAGAUAGAGCAUUAUUAUUUGCAAAGCAAUUUAUUCAUUGGUUUAGUGAUGAUGGGGCUUGUAUUCCAUUUGGUAGAUCCUGUACUUAUAGAUGUGCAGUCGAUGAUUUCUGGGACAUGUUGGCUUGUGUCAUAAAAGCCGAUGAAGAGCCUAUAAUUCCAUGGGGUGUAUUAAAAGGAAUUUAUUUAAGAAAUUUGCGUUGGUGGUCCAAACAACCGGUAUCUUUCUUUAGAACAAACAUUCUAUCUGUUGGUUUCAGUUACCCCAAUCAAUUUAUGUGCGAAAACUAUAAUUCACCACAGUCUCCAUAUUGGUGUCUUAAAGCAUUUGCAUCACUAAACUUGCCGGAAUCUCACCCUUUCUGGUCUACUAAGGAGAAGUCACUAACUUUAGACAAUACCUCUCUAAAAGUUCCAGGUAUGCGAAUGUCACACAAUAAAGGUAACACAAUGGCUUUAAUCAGUGGUCCAUAUCAGCUAUUUAUGAGACAUAUAGCUGAGAAGUAUUGCUUAUAG